Messenger RNA from Anopheles funestus (African malaria mosquito), 1056 nucleotides. RefSeq lists its product as uncharacterized. Bases 455 to 811 code for a protein of 118 amino acids. The transcript is spliced from 2 exons. NCBI's taxonomy places the organism in Eukaryota, Metazoa, Arthropoda, Insecta, Diptera, Culicidae. The record is from RefSeq and is a predicted model, not a curated record.
UUCUCUACCCUUCCAUUCUCCGUUCCUAUUCGCAGCCGAUCCUCUGUUGUUGGCACUCAUUUAUCUUCGACGUACGACUUCCUCCACUUCCCUUCCAUCCUUGUUCCAUUUCCCUUGUUCACAAAAUCAUUCAAUCUCAGGUCUUUCUUCCGUAGCCCCGCCUGAAGACGACGAAUCGGUAAACAUCCAUCGUCUAUCCCAAACCCCACACACGCGUCCGCCUUGGAAAACCAGAAAGACGAGCCGUAUUUAGCGCCUCACGGAUUUGGGGAUUUUUGGCGAUUACUUUUCGGUUGUUUUGUUUGCCGUAUAAAUAGUACAACCAACGGCGCGGUUAGACACAGUUAAAGUUCGACGCUCGUCAAAGAUACAAUUCGCGCAGAAUUCCCUUCGCUGGAUACAUCGAUUUGAGAGACCAAAGUGACAAGUGGCUUCAUCGAAAAGAAUUUCAACCAUGUUCAAGCUAGUUGCUGUAUUAAGCUGUCUGGUAGCGAUCAGUUCGGCCAUGCCGGCUUUGGAGCUCUCGCAACCGAUCGCAGCUCCAGAAGCUCAAAACAGUCCGGCCGUGCUGAUCGUUCAGGCCGAUGACGAUGAUGCAGAUCUGGCCGGUGCUGAGACGGCUCACCACGGAUACGGCGGAUACGGUGGAUACGGAGGCGGCUAUGGCGGUGGCUUCGGAGGCUAUCCGUAUGGAGGCUAUGGAGGAGGAUUCGGAGGAGGUUAUGGUGGCGGUUUCGGUGGAUUCGGAGGUGGAUACGGCCACGGCGGAUAUGGUGGAUACGGACAUGGACAUCAUCACCAUCACGGAUAAGAGAUCUUGCCGACUUCCGACUAUCGAUCAUGCUAGAUCGAGCUACGACACCGACUCAAUUCAACCCAUCUGUUUCACCUCACUGUGAUCAGCAUCCAUCCAGGGAUGUAUUUGCAUUUAUUGUUCGUUUAACUUAUCCUGACAACGCCUUUUAAGACGACACCAUGACCAUCGAUCACCCGAACUGUUAUUUAUUAACUGGAUACCAUUCUGUAUUACGAAUAAACGUUCACCAUUUAAGCAUA